Phalaenopsis equestris is the source of this 1373-nucleotide messenger RNA. Its product is annotated as transcription factor PCL1-like. Bases 266 to 1198 code for a protein of 310 amino acids. Gene Ontology annotation, molecular function: DNA binding; DNA-binding transcription factor activity. The transcript has a single exon. NCBI's taxonomy places the organism in Eukaryota, Viridiplantae, Streptophyta, Magnoliopsida, Asparagales, Orchidaceae. Gene Ontology annotation, cellular component: nucleus. Gene Ontology annotation, biological process: regulation of DNA-templated transcription. The record is from RefSeq and is a predicted model, not a curated record.
UCCUCCAAAGAUAACGCCACUUGCAGACGGAGAGAGAGAGAGAGUUGUCGGAGAAUCCACAGUGAUAGCCUCAGCAACCCAACAAAAAAACAGGAAGAAAGUAAGAGAUCCGCCUCGAACCCCUCUCCACCUUCUUCUCCCUCCUCGUUCUCUCUCUGCAACGCCUCCCCCUUCUCCAAAAUCCCACCUUUCUUCCCGCUUUCCCACCUCCCAUCCCUUUUCUCCACCACCGCUUCGAUCCCUUAGAGAGGGAGAGCAGAGGAGGAUGAGAGAAGAAGAAGAGCCCAACUGGUUCUCCCGAUGGGAGGAAGAAUUACCCAGACCGGAGGAACUGAUGCCGCUCUCCCAAUCUCUAAUCACCUCCGACCUCGCUCUCGCUUUCGACAUCCCUACUCAAAACCCUAACCCGAUCCCUGGCCUCCACAUCCACCACGGAUCCACCGGAAAUCAGCACUCCGCAUCGCCCCCACUUCCCGCGGAUCUCGAAUCCCCCGACCACUCCGCCCCCGCAGGCGACGAUUCAGCGCGUACCCUUAAGCGGCCGCGGUUGGUGUGGACUCCGCAGCUUCAUAAGCGGUUUGUCGACGCGGUGGCUCAUCUGGGGAUCAAGAACGCGGUUCCGAAGACGAUAAUGCAGCUCAUGAGUGUGGAUGGCCUCACUCGCGAGAACGUCGCUAGUCACCUGCAAAAGUACCGACUUUAUCUCAAGCGCAUGCAGGGCCUUAGCUCAUCUGCCGGCGGGCCACCAGUACCGAUGUCGGCCGCUGAUGCUGCUACUGAACAGUUAUUCGCCAGCAAUCCAAUUCCCCAUCCUCUUCUUGGCCGUGGUGGCUCCUCCGGGCUCGGCCAAGAGUCUUUCAUGCAGUUCAUGGCUCCCCCGCUGCUGCAGCACCAUCAGCAGAUGGUGGCGGCCGCCGCGGCACAGCAGCAAUACUACCAUCAACGACAAAUGGGGCAUUUUGGAUCACCGGGGACAGGUGGUGGUGGUGGUGGUGGUGGUGUGUAUGAUCAUGGAUUCAUCACUAGAGGGGCUUUGCCUCCACAGGGAUUGCAUAGGAUGGGAACUCCUGGUUUCAACAUGGUUAGGCCAUCUGUACCAGCCGCGUCGAAUUGUUUUGAUGAUGAUGAUGAUGUGGAUUCAAGGGUGGGAGGAGGGAGGAGGGUUCUGACUCUAUUCCCCAACUGUGGUGAAGAUUGAUUCCUUUCCUCCCUUGUUUUUUUUUUUUCUUUUUCAUGUGUAAUUUAUAUCUUUGAGAUAUGGGAGAUCUCGGAUUUGAAGAAGUUAGAAGGAUUUUAGAGAAUCGGGUUGGUUGUAUUAAGAAAGUUUGCUCUUUUCGUUACAUUUGUCAGUACCCACACAGUCAAUGCUGCCA